UGCGGCGGUGCAAAGUGUUAGGGAAUCCAGUGUACCUUGGAGGACAAGAAAGGGGGAGGCGAACGCGUUUUGUUUUGGAGACCUUACGGGAUACACACAGCACGCGCACCGAUGGAGAGAAAGGACCAUUAGCCAUUGUCGUGGGGAAAUACGCAGAAGCAGUAUUCCAUGUCUCUUCUCUGCCCUGUUAUUGAUGGGAAACCAACUGGACCGGAUCACCCACCUGAACUACAGCGAGCUACCCACCGGGGAUCCAUCGGGCAUCGAGAAGGACGAGUUGCGUGUUGGCGUGGCGUAUUUCUUUUCCGAUGAGGAGGAAGAGCUGGACGAUCGAUCGCAGUCGGACAGCUUUAAAGACAACAACAGCCCGAGCAAAGACGGUCCGGUUGCGCUCAAUGAGGUCGAGUACUCGGCGUUCUGCUGCCAGGAAUGUAUAUACUCCAAACUGCGAGAGAACGAGGACCUGAAUGUUUAUUCGGUGAAAACUUUAUUGACCAUGUGCAAACCCGGGGAUCUACUGGAGUUAGUGGCCAACGCACAACCCCCGCACUGGGUGAUCUUUGAACGGGAGGACCAGGUUAUUCACCUCUACAAGGGGGAGAUCCGCAAGGACAGCUUGUUUGAGAUCAGCUGCGGUCGGCAGGGCAGGAUAGUGAACAAUAGGUAUCGCUACCGACCGCUGCCGGCUGAUUUGGUGAUGCAGAACGCGAGCGGGCACGUGGGGCUCACUAGCAGCGAGAUUUGCUGGACGAACUCCGAAAGUUUCGCCGCCUGGUGCCGUUUCGGCAAGCGGGAGUUUAAAGCGGGCGGGGAGGCGCACUCGGUCGAGCAGCGCUAUUUUCUGAAAGUGCACCUGUCCGAGAGCACCGCGCACACGCUCAUGUUCCGCAGCCUGGAGGAAAUGAUACGCGAGAGACGGCGCGUGGACGCCAGUGGCAUUCUUAAGGAGCUGUCGCUGGUGACCGGGAAGGAAUGAGCGCUUGGGACUAUGCAUGCCUUGGGCAAGGGCUGCUUACCUUUAUUUCAGGACUUUGGGAGGAUUGUGCGUAUUUGUGUUAACAUGUUUUGGCAAAGACAACGCCCCUUUUGAUUGUGCUGUGAGAUCCAAUGGCCCCACUAAAGUCACCCUGUACCUUUUAAAAAGGGGGGAAAAGAUAAAACGAUGUGAAAAAAGGUGAGCCCUCAUCACAGAUCGCCCAUGAACCGAUACAUCCCCCUCAAAUUCGCGCCCGAGCCCUGCUGCGGCAGAUGGUGACCACGAUGCGUUCAUAUAUCUGUGGCAAGCCGUUUUGACCCUUAUUACUAAGACUAACUAGCAUUUGUUUUUGUUAGUAAUCCUCAUUAUUCACCAGUAACCAUUCAAACGGUUUCUAGUAUCUAUCUCCAGUUGUUCUAGCAACAUUUGAAUAGUUACUAGUAUUGUAUAUUCCAGUUGUUACCAGUAACAUUUUAAUCGUACUAGUAAGACGUCAGUUUCAUUAAAUGUGCCAAAAACAAAUGUUACUGGUGAGCUGAAGAAUGUUACUUGUAACAGCUGAGAUCAAUUGGUACUAGUAAACUAAAGAUGGAUACUAGUACCUAAUUUAAUUGUUACUAGUCAAAGUUUAAUAGUUUAUAACUAAACCACAGAUCCAAAAUCGUACCAUGAAAUAGUUACUUGUCAUUAUUACAAUGUGACUAAGUACUAUUUGAAUAAACAAUUUGGGCACUAGUAAAUUCGAAAAAGACCUGUUGUUAUUGGACUAAUUCUAAUUAAAAUAUGUAUUAGUAAUCUAAAAGUGUAUAAUAGUAAGUUUAAAGGAAUAAAACGGCUUGCCACAUGUCUCUUAUUUGACUCCACUCCAGAGCUUUAAUAUUAAACGUGGAGCUCCUUUAUUGCGCAUCUGUCCAGCUGCAAUAGUUUCUCUAAAACCCCUACAGGCGACAACACACAAGCCUUUGUUUUCAUUGUUACCAACAAACGCAGCAAACCUUGUUUUUGGAGUCCAUAUUUUUGUAUUUCCGUUAGUGCGUUAAAUUUGUUUUUCUUUAAAUAAACGUAAAUUGCCAUAUGAAAA
Molecule: messenger RNA, 2057 nt
Organism: Carassius gibelio (silver crucian carp)
Lineage: Eukaryota; Metazoa; Chordata; Actinopteri; Cypriniformes; Cyprinidae
Product: protein LRATD1
Exons: 2
Coding region: 194-976 (260 amino acids)
Source: RefSeq, a predicted model, not a curated record